Messenger RNA from Rotaria sp. Silwood1, 1623 nucleotides. NCBI's taxonomy places the organism in Eukaryota, Metazoa, Rotifera, Eurotatoria, Philodinida, Philodinidae. The record is from the annotation of a GenBank genome assembly.
AUGACGAAUCCUACUCAUCGAAAAAUCGCGUUAAUUAUUGGAAAUGGAAAUUAUAGUCAAUUGAACAAUAAACUAAAAUAUUCUGCAAAGAAUGCAAAAGAUUUGAGUAGUUUACUACAAACAAUCGAUUUCGAUGUGAAUGCAACACACACGGAUAUCAAACAAGAUGAUCAAAUGAAUGUUAUACUUCGACAAUUUGCCAAUAGAAUCGAAGAUGGUGAUAUAAUCUUAUUUUAUUUUUCUGGUCAUGGUUAUCAGAUUGAAAAUCAUAAUUAUUUAAUACCUAUUGGUGAUAAUCAAAUCGAAAAUGAACAAGAUAUUGCAGAUUUUUCUAUUAAUAUUCAACAUGCACUUCAAUUAUUAGUAGAAAAGAAUAAAUCAUAUGUGACAAUAUUUAUUCUCGAUUGUUCGACACCAUACUAUUUCAAAAAUCAAUCAAUAACCGAUGGUAAUAUCAAAGGAAUAGAUAUAAAUGAUACAGAUUCAUCUAUUGGUGAAUCUAUACAGUUUAUUUGUAGUAAUAAUCAAAGACAUAGUUCAAAGAAUUUAUUCAGCAAAUAUUUGCUUGAUCAUAUCGCAACAGAAAAUAUAACUAUUAUAGAUAUUUUCAAACAUAUAAAAGUUCUUGUAUAUCGAGAAAGUAAUCGAACACAACAACCAUUGAUUAUUAAUCAAUUAAAACAAUAUCAAAAAAUCUAUCUUAAUCAAAUCAUCAUUUUUGUACCAACCAUUCCUUCUGAUGCUCAAUGGAAAUCGAAAGGUAUCACUAUCGUUGGUGGUAUAUUGAACCGUGUUCAUUAUCCUCAAGGUAUUUAUGUAAGCCAUAAUGAAACUAUUUUCAUUGCUGAUACUGGUCAUGAUUGUAUUAUGAAAUAUACAGAGAAUGGAAGGAAAGCUCGACGAAUAAGUAAUAAAAAAACUGAUAAAGAAGAAUCUGACCGAUUGAAUCGGCCAUUGACUGUCAUUCAAGAUGUAAAAUCAAAAGAUUUAAUUAUUUGUGAUCGUGGACAUCGACGAGUAUUACGAUGGAAUCGAAAAACGAGUACAUUUACACGAAUAAUCAAAGAAAAUAUCGCAUGUUUUGGUGUAGCAAUGGAUAUGGAAGGAUAUGUUUAUGUAUCUGAUACAGAAAAACAUGAAGUAAGACGAUAUCAACCUGGUAAUAAAUAUGGAACAAUUGUAGCAGGUGGUCAAGGUCAAGGUCAUCGACUUUCUCAAUUAAAUUAUCCAACAUAUAUUUUUGUUGAUGCAGGACAAUCUGUUUAUGUAUCGGAUUGUUUCAAUAAUCGUGUUGUAAAAUGGGAAAAAUAUGCAAAGAAAGGAAUUAUUGUUGCUGGUGGUCAUGGAAAUAGUAAAGAUGCUAAUCAGUUAUAUCGGCCUGCAGGGCUGAUUGUUGAUCAAUCAGGUACAAUCUAUGUAGCCGAUCAUUGGAAUCAUCGAAUUAUGCGUUGGCGUGAAGGUGAAACACAUGGUGAAAUCAUAGCCGGUGAUAGAUAUCUUGGAGGAAAUUGUUCAAAUCAAUUGAAUGGUCCUGAAGGAAUUGCAUUUGAUCAACAUGGAAAUCUCUAUGUUGCUGAUUCUAAUAAUCAUCGAAUUCAACGUUUUAAUAUUCAAACAGACUGA